This is a messenger RNA of Apis florea (little honeybee), 1316 nucleotides long. RefSeq names its product lymphotoxin beta receptor inhibitor. NCBI's taxonomy places the organism in Eukaryota, Metazoa, Arthropoda, Insecta, Hymenoptera, Apidae. The record is from RefSeq and is a predicted model, not a curated record. Gene Ontology annotation, molecular function: calcium ion binding.
CGAAUGAACUAUAGCGGAAAGUAAUACUUGUGGUAUCUGUCCACGUCAGUAUAAAACUUUUGUAACAUAACCUUAAAAUUUAUAAUCCGGUAUUUGGUCUUGCCAAUGAGCAAGAUAUUUGCGUACAUGUCAAUUUUAUACAUUGUAUAACAUAAACAAGAAUAUUGCAAUAUGAAUUGGACAUUGUGCCUUUUUAUAAUCGGAUGUUUUUGUUGUAAAUAUUUAUAUGCUCAGCAACAAAGAAUUCCACCAGGUGUAUCACCCCAACAUUAUCAACAACCUCAAUUUCAACAAGUACAUCAGGUACCACAACAAAUUCCUCAACAACAGUUCCAGCAAAUGCCAGGACAGGUACCUAUGCAACAAGUUCCUGUUCAACAAGUACCUGUACAACAACAUAUUCCAACCCAUCAGGUACCAAUUCAACAAGAACAUGGACAAGCAAUACUCAAUGCUGCUAACAUAGUUCAUGAAAAAGCUCAUAUUGCAGAACACAUGGAAGUUCCAAUAGAUACUAGUAAAAUGACAGAACAAGAACUACAGUUUCAUUAUUUUAAAAUGCAUGAUGCAGACAAUAAUAAUAAGUUAGAUGGUUGUGAACUUAUAAAAUCUUUAAUCCAUUGGCAUGAACAAGAGAAGAAAGAAGUAGGUGGAGUCAAUACUGGACCAAAAUUAUUUAAGGAUGAGGAAUUGGUUACUUUAAUAGAUCCAAUAUUGUCUUUGGAUGAUACAAAUAAUGAUGGUUAUAUUGAUUAUCCCGAAUUUAUACAAGCACAGAAAAAUGCAGGAGCUACUGGUCGACAGUAAUUGCAUUCAAUAAUACAAUGUUCAAUAUUAUUAAACAAUAUUUUUAUUUCAUUUUAAACAAACAUACAGUCCCACUUAUAAACAUCAUCAUAAUUUUCACUUGUUGUCAUUGCAGUAUCAAUAAUGAUACAAACUUCUAUUUUUUUAUAUUAUAAUUGAAAUUAUUUCUAUUCUGUUAAUAUUUUUUCAAUUGUACAAUAUUCAUAUCUAAGUAAAUAUUAUUUUUUUUAUAUACAAAUUGAAGUAUUAAUUAAAAUUAUUAUUCAGAUACACCUGAAUAUAAUAAAUAAAAAUAAGUUAUAAUUAAAAAUUAUAGAUUAAAAAUAAUUGAUUUUUUAAUAAAACAAGACUGUUUUUUUUACUGAAAAAUUAUUAUUUUGUUUGAUAAAAAUUAUAUAUUUUGAAAAGUUAAUUAUUAAUUUUAAAAUUAUAACUUAAAUUCUUAAAAGAAUUUUAAGAAUUAUUUUUUUUUAAGAUGUAAUAAUAAAGAUGCAAAUUUUUUCAAUCUA